Messenger RNA from Cydia fagiglandana, 3653 nucleotides. RefSeq names its product solute carrier family 22 member 13-like. Gene Ontology annotation, molecular function: transmembrane transporter activity. The coding region runs from base 198 to 1913 and encodes 571 amino acids. The record is from RefSeq and is a predicted model, not a curated record. The transcript is spliced from 13 exons. NCBI's taxonomy places the organism in Eukaryota, Metazoa, Arthropoda, Insecta, Lepidoptera, Tortricidae. Gene Ontology annotation, biological process: transmembrane transport. Gene Ontology annotation, cellular component: membrane.
CCUCAAUGAGAACCACUUCGCUCAAUAGAAGCGGAGCAAUUACACGUAUCAUUUUAUUCCAUACAGACAUACACACAUAAAACAUAGUGUCCAGUGAAAUUAUAGAAAACUAGCAGAUAGAAGCAUUUUACAUUAGUCUCAGAAGUCAGGAAAGACGUCGCAAAAAGUGUCUUUGAAGAGUAAAGUUGAGUACGAGAAUGGAAUCACAUGAGAAGGUGGUCGCCACACUGGAAAUGGCUGAACCCAAGAAACAGAUAAAAGACUUCGACGACCUCCUGCCCCUGGUGGGAGAAUUCGGCUGGUACCAGCGUCUUCUGUUCCUCAUGAUGAUACCCUACGCGUUCUUCUUCGCUUUCGUCUACUUCGGUCAGAUAUUUAUGACGCUGGUGCCUGAGCAGCAUUGGUGCUACGUCAAGGAGCUGCAGAACUUGACUGUGGAGCAAAGACGCCAUCUUUCCAUCCCCCGCCUUGACGACAAAUACCACAAAUGCCUUGUGUACGAUGUGGACUGGACGAAAGUAAUACAAGAUGGCGUCUCGGAGCCCGACACAAAAUGGCCGACCAAGAAAUGCGAGAAGCAAUGGGAGUACAACUUCACCGAUGUGCCUUAUGAGACUAUUGCCACGCAGCUGAACUGGGUGUGCGACGAAGACAACAAUGGGGCUACAGCUCAGUCCAUAUUCUUCUGCGGAGCGAUCGUCGGUGGUCUGCUUUUCGGAUGGAUCGCCGACAAGUAUGGACGUGUGCCAGCACUGGUCGGUACAAACAUGGUCGGUUUCAUAGCUGGCGUUGGGACAGCCUUCACCAAUUCUUUCUGGUCAUUCUGCCUGUGCCGGUUCCUGGUCGGCCUGGCGUAUGAUAACUGCUUCAUGGUCAUGUAUAUCGUCGUGAUAGAGUAUGUUGGGCUAAAAUGGCGCACAUUCGUUUCCAACAUGUCCAUAGCUGUCUACUUCACGUUCGCGGCCUGUCUGCUACCCUGGAUCGCUUUAGGAGUGGCCGACUGGCGCGUGUAUACCCUGGUCAUUAGCGUGCCUUUAGUGCUGGCUGUGUUCACACCCUGCUUGGUACCGGAGAGCGCCAGAUGGUUAAUAUCCCAAGGCCGUAUAGAGGAGUCGAUCAAAAUACUCCAGAAAUGUGGGAAAGUUAAUGGGAAGAAGUUACCGGACGAGAUAAUCAAGGAGUUCAGAGAGACCGCAGCAGAACUCGCAAAAUCCGAACAGGAGACCAAAAACUACUCAGCUCUGGACCUCUUCAAGACCCCCCGUCUCCGCAAGCACAGCGUACUCCUCGUGCUGAUCUGGUGCUGCACGGCCAUGGUCUUCGAUGGUCACGUCAGGAACGUGGGUUCUCUGGGACUGGAUAUGUUCUUGACGUUCACCGUCGCUACUGCCACUGAGUUCCCUGCUGAUGUUUUACUCAUUUCUGUGUUAGAUAUAAUGGGACGCCGUUGGCUCGCUUUCGGUUCCAUGGUGGUCAGUGGGAUUUUCAGUUUUCUGGCCACAACUGUAGCUCAAGGCAUACCAACGGCGUCCCUAGCCAUCGUGGGCCGCUUCGCCGUGAAUAUCGCAUACAAUAUCGGCAUGCAAUACGCAGCAGAGUUAUUACCCACAGUAGUGAGAGCGCAGGGCUUGGCUCUCAUACAUAUUGCUGGAUAUGUUGCUACUAUACUGGUUCCAUACAUUGUGUAUAUGGCAACUAUAGCCGUCUACAUCCCUCUCCUGAUCCUGGGCGCCCUGGGCAUCCUGGGCGGGACCCUGUGCCUGUUCCUGCCCGAGUCCAUGGGCAAGACCAUGCCGCAGACCAUACAGGAUGGCGAGGACUAUGGUCGCGACCAGAGGUUCUGGGAGUUUCCUUGCUGCGGAAGGAAAAAUCUGCCUAAUAAAGAAGACGUUGAGACAGUUAAGAAGUAUUAAACUAGCCUAGAUUGCUGUCAGUACCUAUACAGGGUGAUUUCGGGGUCAUGUGGCAAGAGAACAAGACAUCAUAUAGAAUUCAAAGAUGACCACAAUGAUGUUAAUUCUUGUUUAUCACCAAUAACGAGGAUUAUUUUUCAAACGACAAGUAGAAGAAAACAUUUUUGCAUACAAUUUGGUCACCCUACUCAGUGUGACGUCUUCUCGUUUUCCAAACAGCGUAGGUAUGUCAAAAGUCAUAGGGUGACCAUGAUUACUUAAUAUAAGAUAAAUUUUACUUGAAAAAUAAAACUAGAUCUAUUUUAAUCAAGUACUACCAUAUGAUAAUAUGGAUCACUUACAGAGUCAGAAAAAGUGAAUUUGGAUCACGAACCAGAAAUCACCCUGUAAAAAGUUCGUUUUUUAGAGUUCCGUGGUCAAAUGGCAAAAAACGGAACCCUUAUGGAUUCGUCAUGUCUGUAUAUUUAUCAUAAGUAAGUAGAAAAAAGGUAAACUAAAAUCAAUAUAAGUACAAUAAAAUCUUGAUGUGUCUUUUAAUUGAAAAACACUUUUGAAGAAUAAGUCACGGCAAAUAUUAUGAAUCAUAUUUUAGCUGGUCUAUUUUGUAUGGGAGAGUAAUUUUUUUUUCGCGAUUCGAGGUUGCUCCCAUAGUAAAAGUUGCUCAGUAUAAUCUCAAAACCUCCCUGGCAACGGGGAUGGGUCAAAUAGAAAACUGUGUUACGUCUUUUCUUUAGACAUACACAAGAGUUAAGAGCUAUAAAGGUUAAUUUUCUUAUUUAACCCUUAUCCACGAGAACUAGUGUGUUCGCGCGAACUGUACAUUUUUCUCUCCUGUGGACAAUAGUUAACAGCUUGUGGGCAUGUAAGUAAUAAUUUUAUCAUAGUUCUCUAAAUAAAAGGAGGACCUUUACACGUGGAUAAGGGUUAAAUAAGAAAAUUAACCUUUAUAGCCCUUAACUCUUGUGUAUGUCUACAGGAAAGACGUAACACAGUUUUCUGUUUGACCCUCUUAGAACAUUUAAGACCACCGUGUAUAACAUGUCAAAAUACAUCUUUAUUUGUAACACAAUACGUUUGAAUGAAUUGUAGCUCGCCAAGAAUUAAUAAUUCUUGAUUCUUUAAUAUAACUGACCAUGGGAGACCUAAUUUAUUUAGAAUAAGGUCCUUCUAAGAAUAAGUUUCAUAAAUUGUAAAUAAACUGUUUAAACCAGCGGUCGGCAACCUUUUAGCAGCCAAGGGCCACAUAGUAGUUAAUAUCAUCUCAGCCAUAAGACGUCCACUGCUGAACAUAGGCCUCCCCCUUGGACCUCCAUUCGUACCGGUUGGAAGCGACCCGCAUCCAGCGUCUUCCGGCGGCCUUAACAAGGUCGCUUUUGUUAAUAUGUGUGACUUUAUUAGACAUUGUUGUUUGACUAUAUUACAUACAAUAUAGCCAGGGGGCUCGCGGGCCGCAAGUGAGAGAUUCGCGGGCCGCAUGCCGCUGGUUUAACCUUUUAACCGCCAGCAAUUUUUGAUCGAGCUUGCUCGUGUCGCCACCGACAGUAAUUGUACCACGCAGAGUAAGGUUGGCAUAGUUACGGGAGUUAUAAAUGUGCUGUAAAAACCAAAUCAGAUCUUUGUCUUAUUUAUCAGACUGUGGCAAAAUGAGCUGGAUAUGUAAUGUCUUAUAUAUCAGACUCUGGCGGUUAAAGGGUUAAACAAUGGGACAGUUGAUAAAUAAAUAAAGAACUUUCAUGGUAA